AUGGUUGGAAGCAAGAAGACGAGAGGCAGAAUCGCCGUAAUGGCUCGAUCCGCGAUGGCCCAAAGCCACUCCACCCACAAUCCUGCAAUCAACAUGGUGGCACCACCACCCCUCACCACCGUGCCACCUACCGGACUUGCAGUUGUGACCACUGCACCAGCCACCACUAUCGCCAUGUCAACCCAAGGCCCCGUGACCAGAUCUAGCCACCUUCAUGGCACCGCCGCCAAGCAUGGUGGAACUUCCCAUCAAGGUAGGCUCAUUACCACCGCCAACUUAGGCCCGAUCUUGGAGCAACUUCAAGCGUUCCCUCCAUUGCCUUCACACUCAACACACACUCUUGCGUACACCUCCAAUGAAACCCUAGCCCGUGUGCAAUUGGGCUCUACACACUUCUCUCCUCCCGAUCCACGAACUCAAGCAGACCAUAAUAUGAUAGUUUACCAGCUAGCUCAAAGAAUGGACAACCAGAGCAAUCUAAUAAGGCAGCUCCUGAACCAAAUAAGCUUGGCUCAAAACCUUGGCCUUGGACAACCGGGCAAAGAGAGAAGGAUGGAAGAACGUUCUGAUAGGCAGCUUGAUGGGUACCAAGCAGGUCGAGUAGGAGUAAGUAGACAAGGAGAGGGACAACAACGUGAUUGGCCUGCCGACAUGUCGCAAGCAUCUGCAAUCCACACUCAGAGCAGACAAAGUCAUCCAUCCAGAUUGAGUUUAAGGAACAACGUGCGCAAAAGGCUGGCCCCACGACUUGACAUCAAAGGCUGGACCCACGCCUGGGCCAGCAGGGAAAUGUGCAUCAAAGGCUAG
Prunus armeniaca (apricot) is the source of this 807-nucleotide messenger RNA. The record is from the annotation of a GenBank genome assembly. Lineage: Eukaryota; Viridiplantae; Streptophyta; Magnoliopsida; Rosales; Rosaceae.